Molecule: messenger RNA, 1158 nt
Organism: Cladophialophora yegresii CBS 114405
Lineage: Eukaryota; Fungi; Ascomycota; Eurotiomycetes; Chaetothyriales; Herpotrichiellaceae
Exons: 1
Coding region: 1-1158 (385 amino acids)
Cellular component (GO): Golgi apparatus
Molecular function (GO): antiporter activity
Source: RefSeq, a predicted model, not a curated record
AUGGCAGGCAACAGCGUUACCUUGAGCAGUCUGUGGAUAUCGUUCUAUUUCAUCCUGAACCUCUUCGUCACCCUCACGAGCAAGCACGUCCAGUCUCACAUGCAAAGUGCCUGGUUGCUCGCCGCGUCUCACGCAGUCUUCACGUUCAUCGUCACAAGCUUACUCUCGUGGUGUGGAGUAUACACGUCCGACUCGAGCGGGUUCGGAAGGGGAGAGGGUAUUGGCAUUGGAAGAGAAAAGCAAGAUGAUAAGGACGACAACCACCCCGACCCGCCUGAAUCUAGACGCAAGCUAUACGCGCACCUCCUCAACAAUCUCCAUAUCCUCGGUCCUUUCUCCCUCCUCUACACCAUCAACAUCGUCGUGUCGAACUGGACUCUGGGUCUAGUGAGUCUGACUAUGCACCAGACAAUUCGUGCCAUUGUCCCCGCCCUGACCGUCAUCUUGUCCAUCACAGCUCUCGGAAGAUGCUGGAGAGAAUAUUCAUCAGGAGUCUAUGGGGCCAUCACGUUGACAAUCUGCGGUGUCAUCCUGGCGGUCAAUGCGGCACCCGUGACGAGCAACAACACCUCGUCCGGCACAAAUGCGUGUGGCUUCGCAUGGACCGUGUUUGGGGCAACUCUGGCUGUCGCCAAAACGAUCGCGUCGAACCACCUGCAACAACCUUCGCGCCGGAACAGUUGGGGGCUGGGUCUCUCAUCCUCGGUGCUCGUGCGAUAUUGUUCUUUAUGUUCGAUGAUCAUCACAAUAGUCAUGGGAAGCUGGACCGGUGAAACGAGAGCGCUGGUGUCAACAAAGGGAUCGAUUUUAUCUGGGAACAGGAACCAACCCCGAGAGCUAUGGCUAUGGUUCUGGCUAUUGAACGCGCUAGCAACAUCAUUUCUGAACAUCGCGUCCUUUGAAGCGAACAAGCGAUGUGGGCCGCUAAGCAUGGGCGUGGCGAGUAACCUGAAGCAGGUCGUCAUUUUACUCUUCGACUUGUCUCCUGCCACAAUGCAACCUCAGAGUGACGGGAGUGGUGGAGGCGCAGGGCCGGGCGGCGGAGUCAUACUUGGGUCUCUUAUGACCAUGGUCGGCGGGAUAUGCUAUGCUUUUGCGAAGGCGGAAAUGGACAGGAGGCGGACGCGGAGACAACAUCUCACGGAGAAUGGAGGCUGA